Messenger RNA from Penicillium paradoxum, 1542 nucleotides. Its product is annotated as glutathione synthase. Gene Ontology annotation, cellular component: cytosol. Gene Ontology annotation, molecular function: ATP binding; glutathione synthase activity; glutathione binding. The transcript has 2 exons. The coding region runs from base 1 to 1542 and encodes 513 amino acids. Lineage: Eukaryota; Fungi; Ascomycota; Eurotiomycetes; Eurotiales; Aspergillaceae. Gene Ontology annotation, biological process: glutathione biosynthetic process. The record is from RefSeq and is a predicted model, not a curated record.
AUGACAGAAUCAAUUUAUUCAAACUAUCCCCCAGAUCUGUCCCCAGCUCAGCAAAAAUUUCUGGUCACAUAUGUGAAAGACUGGGCCAUUCAAAAUGGACUUGCUGUCCGACCCUCUCCGGCAAUCAUUCCUGCAGGGACAGAUUCAAAUGGAGUAUUGGCUACCAAUGCGCCAGUGACCUUGUUCCCAAGUCCAUUUCCUAGAACGUGUUUCCAGGAAGCAAUUGCUCUGCAGAAGGUCUACAACGAACUCUAUGCCAAUAUUACAUGCAAUGAAGAAUGGCUAGGGAAGAUCGUGGAAGGUCUCAUUGAAGUUGAUGACUUUGUCGCAAAUCUGUGGAAAGUUCAUCUGGACGUUCAAAAGGAGGGAUAUGUCCAGAACCUGUCUUUAGGCCUCUUCCGGUCCGAUUAUAUGGCCCACGUCCAGUCGACAGGUGCCCCAUCUCUAAAGCAAGUUGAGUUCAAUACGAUCUCGUCAUCAUUUGGAGGUCUUUCAGCUCUUGUACGAAAGAUGCACACCGAGCUUCUUUCCUCGCCAGGCUCACCAAUCAACUAUCCGCCCCAUCCUCUACUGCAAUCUGAGACUCCACCAGAGAAUCCUGCAGUCGAGACCCUCUCCGCUGGUCUAGCAGCAGCUCACAAGGCUUAUGGAGUGUCCAAGUCCACCCCGGCUCUCCCUCUUUGUGUUCUAUUUGUAGUCCAGGAGACAGAACGAAACGUCUUCGAUCAACAUGCGCUCUCGACGCAGCUCAAGACAGUCCACAACAUUCCAGUCUUCCGCGUAGCCAGCGUGGAUAUCUUGGAUCAAACAUCUAUUCCCAGCUCAAACCCCUCGCGGCCAUUGCUCUACCAGCCCCCUCACUCUCCCGCGUCAACCUUCGAGGUGACAACCGUUUAUCUUCGAGCUUACUAUGCACCAGACGAGUACAAGUCUAGCCGUGACUGGGAGGCCCGAACUCACCUGGAGCGUUCGGCAGCGAUCAAAUGUCCUACAGUGCUCAACCAGCUGUCUGGCUGCAAGAAAGUCCAGCAGGUCCUAGCAGAGCCGACAGGACCGGACCAUCUCUCAAGUUUCUUGAAUGGUACUGAGGCUGCAGUUGUCAAAAGAAUCCGGGACACAUUUGCUCCGCAAUAUGACCUGUCCAUUGGCAGUCGAGGCCGCGAUCUAGCCCUCAACCCUGAGACAGCCCUGAACCAUGUGCUGAAACCACAACGUGAAGGAGGUGGCAAUAACAUCUACAAAUCCGAUAUCCCCGACUUUUUGCGGUCCAUGCCAGAAUCCGAUUGGAGAGGCUGGGUCCUUAUGGAACUUAUCAAUCCUGUAGCUAAUGCUCAGAAUGUCGCCUUGCGAAAUGACGGCGAGGUCCUUCGAGGUAAUGUCAUCUCGGAGCUCGGUGUCUAUGGCACUAUCCUCUGGGAGAAUACUGGGAAGAUCUUGCACAAUGAGCAAGGUGGAUAUCUCUUGAGAACCAAAGGAAAGGAGGUGAAUGAAGGCGGCGUAGCCGCAGGAUUUUCUAGCUUGGACAGUGCUCUCUUGUUCUAA